UAUUCUUUUUACAGUAGAAUAAAUUUGUGCUCUACAAAAGUAUGGAGGAACACUUCAGAUUAAUGUAAAAUAUUUUUAAUUACAUCUGCACAUAAAAACAAACACUGUUAUAUAUAUAUAUUUCAUCUCUCUCUCUCACUAUAUAAAAUGUGAAGGCAUCCCAAAAUACACUUCUACCAAUCCCUUUCUUGUCUCCUUCAUGGAAGGAAGAAAAAGUUCACAGAUUAUAUACCAAAGAAAAGAAAGGAGCUCAAACUGAACGAAGAUUUGCCCCAGAAUGUUAAAAGAACAUCUCUAUGGCUGGUACCCAGCUGUUGAUGGGGACAGCGACAGAAAGUCCACUUACCUGACCGAGUGCCUUUACCGGAAUCCGCUGAACCAAAGACCCAACAGCUGUAAACCCUUCAACAGUGGAAUCCCAACCAUUGGUGGAAUAAUUCGCCAGAAGACUGCCCUUCAAACAGAGAUGGAAAUGACACCAAAAGAGUUCCUCAGUCGCUGCAAAAGUGCGCCUGGCUCCAGCAGGUCCAGUCCCAAACCAUUUGUUUUCCAAAGACAAUCCACAUUUCAUCGAAACCAAUGCCGGGAGUACCAGGUUCCAGACCAACCUAAACGGCCCAGUACUUGCCAUGUUGUUCCGUCAGUUCAAAACAAGGACCUUUUCUACAAGACACGAUCACCAAAAAGAAGCGAAGGUCUGGUCUUAACAAAUAAACAGGUGAACCAAUCGUGGAAGAACUCUCAUAACGAUGUUGACUGCUCUUCAGUUGGUCGUCGAAUUUCGCAAAAUGACUCACCGGAGAAUUCUCUUACAGAAGCUAUUCCUAAAGAAAGAUGUGAUGACGAAAAGAACAGGGUUUCUGUGUUGAACUACGAGGAAGGGCAAGAGAUAACAAUGACGUGUAAGAAAGUUCGAUCUUUAGCCUUGAAAGAAGCUGAGUUAUACAAUCCAGACAGCUACAGGCAAAAUCUGAGAAAAAAUGGCUGGUUGAUGCAAGUGGAAGGAAAUAUUUUUGGACUGAAGCAACUUCCAGUCCGACUCCCUUAUUGGGUGCCAGUGGAAGUAAGAAAUACCAGAAUAGAUCCUCCAGCGAUCCACGUGAAAGAUUCCCGACCAUUUUUCUACAACACCAUUCCCAGCCAACCAAAAACGGUUUCCAUCGCUGCUCACUGGAAUUCGGAGACAAUUUUCCGAAAACAUCGAGAUUAUGUGCAACGUUCUAAAUGACCAAGUGAAAUAAUAAAGAUCUUUGAUAAUAAUAAUUUUAUUCCAAACUUUAGCGCAAGUCCAGCAAAUACAGGGGGUGAGGGGGUUAGUCGACUGGUACUUUAUCUUAUCGAACCCCCACCACCGCCACCACCACCACCACGAAAGAUGAAAGGCAGGAUUUGAACUCAAAACGUCGAGCCGGAAGAAAUGUCGCUAAGCAUUCUUACAAUUAUUAUUUUCCGAUUGAUUUGCAUUUUUUUUUUCAUCUUCCGACCGAGUCUCAACCAGAGAUCGAAGAAAUGUAUAUAUCAGAUGGAAAGAAACUUGCUGAGAAUGUGAUGUGGGCGGUUAAUAUCAACACAAUUGUUUGAGUCUCAAAGAUUGUUGGUUUCCCAGGGAUCCAGGCAAAAGAAAUUUGUCAAUGCCUUUCUUGACCAUUCUCAGGUUACCCACAACAACACGGAUGGUUUUGGUUUUUAAAUGCCACAUCUCAGAUAUAUCAAUCUCGAGGUCCUUAUAUUUCCACAUCUUUUUCUUUUUGUUUUUGAAAAACUGUCGAAAUAUUACUAUUAUUAUUAUCAUCAUCAUUAUUAUUAUUAUUAUUAUUAUUAUUAUUAUAACUAAUAUUAUUGUUGUUAUUGUUAUUAGUUGUAUUUUGGGAGAACUGGCGCCUUCAAAGGGAUUGCCAGAAAGAUUACCUCGCUUGUGUUUAAUCAAAACAAGCUUUCGAACAUUUUCAGUUAUUUCUAUGUAAGUGUUAUUCUUCUUCUUUGAGACAUAAAAUGUUGGAUAACC
Messenger RNA from Octopus bimaculoides (California two-spot octopus), 2005 nucleotides. RefSeq lists its product as uncharacterized. The record is from RefSeq and is a predicted model, not a curated record. Lineage: Eukaryota; Metazoa; Mollusca; Cephalopoda; Octopoda; Octopodidae.